Molecule: messenger RNA, 1587 nt
Organism: Cotesia congregata
Lineage: Eukaryota; Metazoa; Arthropoda; Insecta; Hymenoptera; Braconidae
Source: the annotation of a GenBank genome assembly
AUGGCACCAACACCACGGCGUCGAGGUUUCAGACGCAACCAGCACUCGAUACAGGACAAUGCAGUAGCUGAAUCCCAACACAGCGAGGCAUCAAUUUACCGGAUAUCACGUGCGCCCUCCAGUCCAAGGCCAACGACAUCGCGACCGAGUCUCCGGGAAAUCGGCGCGAAACUCUACCCAGUUAGCCACAAGUCUUUGGAGCCGCACAAUCGAGAGCACACGCAUGUGUCUGACGAUUUGGGAACGGAAGACAUAGUCCGUUUGAAACCUCUGAUGUCGGUAACGCAUCAUCCUUUAAGCGACAAACGGAUCAACGGAAAUACAACCAAGCCUAAAAGCGUCAGCAGAAAAGUUAUCGGGGUUAGUGUCACGUCCACAGUCGAGGCGACGCCCUACAAAGUAAGAGUCGAGCACUACGACAACGAGCAGCUGACAAUGAUAACAAGGCCGCCAAUUAGCGGGUCCUCUUUCGCCGCAAGUAGCAAUUUAGCAGCGACCGGUAUUGGAACCGGUACCGCUAAAUCAGGCUCAAUGAUCACCACCGAAACUUCAACCUGGACCACAUCAACUAUCCCGACGCCCGUAAAAACGUCAACUGUUAAGACGUCGACCCCGAUUCCUGCUAAAUUAGUCACCGAGGAGCUCACUAAUAUUGUAUCGGAGUCAAACCGCAGCGAGUUUUCAGUGGACGAAGGCCUUCCGCGAACCAGUUGGCGAGCAAGGUCAUCAGUGACACCAGAGUCGACGAUCACACACUCAGUGCCAUUUUCAACCUCGUCAAGCUUCCCGAAAUCGCAAGAGCACAAGGAUUCUCUAGAGAUGGCCACUGGCUCAGAGCCUGUCGAGCAAAGUUAUGAGCUGCCCGACGAAAACUCGGAAAUCCACGAGGUCCAAGAUGUUGUCCACCUGCAGGCUCGCAAAGCAGGCAGGCACUACGACAGCCCUUUGUUCAAUCAGCCGCCCAAAGUCUAUCCCCAACCUUCAAAAAUUUACGGAAAACCCUCGCGGAUUUACGGAGAACCUUCCAAAGUCUACAGUGAGCCGGCAAAAGUCUACGGCGAGCCCGAAAAAGUCUACAGUGAGCCUUCGAAAAUUUACAUUUACGCAGAGCCUGAAAAAGUCUACGGAGAGCCUGCGAAAAUUUACUCCAAGCCGGCUAGGGUUUACAGCGAGCCCGCUAAGGUUUACAGUGAGCCCGCUAAGGUCUACAGCGAGCCUAGCAAAAUUUACGGGCUAGACGGGCAGCCGAUCAACCACGAGCCCGAAGAAGAGAACUACGAGGUGGAUGAGGCCGUGAGUGUUGGCAGCAAUGGGAAUGUUCACGGUCCCCAAGUGGUCACAGAAGCGCCAAACUCGAGCGCAAUCGACACUUCCGAAGACGGGCACAACAAAGUUGGGUACGUGGUCGAGGGAAGAAAUUAUCGCAAGUAUCGCGUCGAGGAGCGUACGCCCGACGGAUUUAUCGUCGGCGAAUACGGUGUUGUUAGUCAUGAUGAUGGUUCUUUACGGGGUGUUCGUUACACUGCUGAUGGCACCAUAAAUCCUCGGCUAAUUUACGACGCGUUGAUGAAAUUUCUUGCUCUUUAA